AUGUCGUUGAAACAGGUUGAGUGCUACCAGCGCGCCAUUCGACUCGACCAAUACCUCGCCGUCGCAUACUUCCAACAAGGCGUCUCCAACUUUCUCCUCGGUGACUUCGAGGAGGCCUUGGCCAACUUCAACGACACCCUGCUUUAUCUCCGAGGCAACACAAUGAUCGAUUAUGCGCAACUCGGUCUUCUUUUCAAGCUUUACUCUUGCGAAGUUCUCUUCAACCGCGGUCUCUGCUACAUCUAUCUCCAACAAAAGGAUGCCGGCAUGCAGGACCUGUCAUAUGCAGUAAAGGAGAAGGUUGUUGAGGACCACAACGUCAUCGACGAGGCUAUCAAGGAGGAGGCAGAGGGCUAUACGGUUUUCUCCAUUCCUGUCGGCGUCGUCUACAGGCCGAAUGAAGCCAAGGUCCGCAACCUCAAGACAAAAGAUUACCUUGGCAAGGCUCGCCUCGUGGCCGCCUCUGACCGUGCCAAUGCCUUCACUGGCUUUGCUGGUUCGGAGAUGAAGACGCAACAAAGACAAACCGUCAAGGACGACCGCCCAGCCGACAACAUUUCCUAUGCCGCUACGAAUCUCAUCAAGCCCGGCAUCCAGUCCCGAUCAACCGACAACAAUCGCAAUGUCUUCCCACCUACGCCGCCACCGGACAAUGACAGGGCAAGCGGUGGUAGUGGCGGCGGCAGCGGUGGCAGUGGAAACGGCAACGCGAGCGGCCAGAUGACUCGAGGCCAGUCUGUUCGUAACGGGCCGAAACCUCAACUCGCAAAGCUCAACAUCGACACCUCAGGUGGCAACAACAGAUACGAGAAGACAUCAAGCCCACCGGAACGCCGACCCACCAACGCCACACGCUCCGCCAGCUCUACACCCGCUCGAGGCUACUCCCGUCGUGACCAGCAGCGCCGCAACUUGCGGGACGACGAGGAAGGAGGUGAUGCCUAUCCCGACGAGUUGUACGAUAUGUACCAGGGCGGUCGCAGCAGCCGGGGCCCUUCUCGUCGCCCGCAACAACAGCAGCGGUAUAUCGAGGAAGAGGAUGAGGGGUCUGAUUACGAUGACGGGUCCUUCGACGAGGGCGACUUUGAAAUGGUCUCCAACAACCCACCCCGGCGCAUGGGCACCAACUCGACAUCUUCUGGCGGCCGCGGGGCAUCACGGAGGCCCGAUGUCCGAAAGGUCCGCGUUAAGGUUCACGCUGAGGAUGUGCGGUACAUCAUGAUUGGCACGGCGAUAGAGUUCACCGACCUGGUCGACAAGAUCCGUGAUAAGUUUGGACUGCGCAGGCGAUUCAAGAUUACAGUCCGCGACGAUGACGGUGGCCCGAACGCCGACAUGAUCACUAUGGGCGAUCAAGAUGAUCUUGAGAUGGUCAUCAUGAGCUCCAAGGCUAUUGCGAGGAGGACAAGGCAGGAGAUCGGCAAGAUGGAGAUUUGGAUCCAGGAGCUGUAG
Molecule: messenger RNA, 1452 nt
Organism: Verticillium dahliae VdLs.17
Lineage: Eukaryota; Fungi; Ascomycota; Sordariomycetes; Glomerellales; Plectosphaerellaceae
Product: neutrophil cytosol factor 2
Exons: 5
Coding region: 1-1452 (483 amino acids)
Molecular function (GO): protein binding
Source: RefSeq, a predicted model, not a curated record